AUGGCCGUGUGGAAGGCUGAGAGGGAGCACGGCUUGCUGCGCUCCGACCUGCUGCCACCCGUGGGCACCCGCAGCACCAACAAUGAGCCAGCAGCACCUGUGCCAGUGCACUUCUACUGCCGGAUCUGCGUGGUGACCUUCGACUCACAGGAGAGCUUCGAGAACCACUGCUCCUCCAUUGAGCACGCGCAGAUGCUCUCGGCUGACAGCUCUGUGCAGUGGGUGCACCGUGCGCCGCCGCUUGGGCUGACCAAGUUCUCGCUGUGCAGCAGAGCGGAGGUGUGUGAAAUGGGCAAGAGCUGCACCAAGGCUCAUUCCAAAGAGGAGCUGCAGGAGUGGAUCCAGAGAGUGAAGGUUGCUGCGAAGAAAAAGAAGCAGGCCCUGAAGGAUGGGCUCUUGUCCUACCAGGACCGUCUCAUUGCGGAGUAUCAGACGUGUUCCAACGAGGUGUUAAUUAUGGCUGAGCAUGUUGAGGGCGUCCGAGUCGUGUGUGAGCAGCCCCUGAAUGUGCAGCUGGAGGACAGGAAGAUGAAAUACCAGUGGAGAUUCAGGAUCCACACUCAGAUGCCUCUGCAGCACGUGGCCCUGCUGAAGCGGGAGCCUGGAGUCAGCUUCUACCUCUCGGGGAAUGGGCUGUCCCGGGGCCUCCAGUACCUUCGUGGGGAGCACGUGCCCACCCUGUCCUCCUCACCCGGCACUGCGCUGGUGGAGAUCAGCAUGGAAUGCUGCACGCUGGGUGUCUUUGAGCAGUGGGUGGUCUUCGACUUCGGCAAACGCCCCGUCCUCAUGCAGAAGAUCAAGGUGAAGGUGGGUCGACGGGACACCCCCCAGCAGGUCCCCAGCAGCAGGGAGAGCAGCCGCCCCGUGAACUUCGUGCGGUGGGAUAGAGGUAACCGAGUCAUCGUGCCCAGCGUGCCAAGGACUGGUGAAGAUGUGGAUCUGCUGGCAAAGUACAAACCUCCUGCUCUUGCACUGGAUUACCAAAGUGAGGGUGGUGCAGUCGUUCCCAUCACCCGGCUCAACUAUCGGGAGAGGAUGCACAGCUUCCUCUUCCGUGAGGAAGAAGCUGAGCAGGCCCUGAUUGCCAAACUCAACCUGCGUGUCCUCAUCUCACUGACCCCCAUGCUGCAGAGCCUCUCCAUGGGGAUGAAGUUUGCUGUCUCUGGUGAGCUGUUUGCUGAAGUGCCUACUCCUUACAACCUCUCGCCGGACACAGAUGAGGGGUACCUGCUGAGCAGGUCUGUGCCCACUGCUUUCCUGGCACUUGACCCACCUGUAGACAAUCGGGUUUAUGAGGUUAUUGUGGAGCAUAAAGCCACCACAGAGAAGACCAUCUGGCUACAGAUACCAAAUAGAUGCUGCUCGGAGCUGAACUUCAAGUCUAACACCUCCCACAAGGUGGAGAUCCAGUUCCAAAUCGACCAGCUGCUGUUCCGGCAGUGGCACCAGGCUGUGGAUCACCUGUUGGAUGAGAAGUUGGUCCUGCCAGAUGUUGCCAGUUGCUCCAUCCCCUACUCUCUUGGUUCACCACAGAGAGGGAAUAGCAAGCAGAAACAAGCCAUCUCCUUCAUCACGGGCCAGCCAACCACCAGCCGGCAGGUCCCACCUCUGCUCAUCUAUGGGCCCUUCGGCACAGGGAAGACGUUCACCUUGGCCAUGGCCACCUUGGAGAUCCUCAGGCAGCCUGACACACGGGUGCUGAUCUGCACUCACACAAACAGUGCUGCUGACAUCUACAUCCGGGAGUAUUUCCACAACUACGUGAUCAAUGGGCAUCCAUGGGCUGUUCCCCUGAGGAUCAUAUCCACCGACCGAUCCGUCAGCCUGACGGAUCCCAUCACCCAGAUGUACUGCUGCCUCUCUCCGGACCAGCGCUCCUUCCGCCACCCCACGAAGGCAGAGAUCGACAAGCACCACAUCAUUAUUACCACCUCCAUGUUAUCCAAGAACCUGAAGGUUCCCCCAGGCUACUUCACCCACAUCAUGAUCGACGAGGCUGCACAGAUGUUGGAGUGUGAAGCUUUGGUUCCACUCUCCUAUGCCACUUUUAAGACUCGGAUUGUCCUUGCUGGGGACCACAUGCAGAUAACCCCAAAGCUGUUCUGUGUUGGGAGUGGGCAAUCUGCUGAACACACCCUCUUGAACCGACUCUUUCAGUUCUACCAAAGGGAGAGGCAUGAAGUGGCCAUGAAGAGCAGGAUCAUCUUCAAUGAGAAUUACCGUUCCACUGCAGGCAUAAUUGAGUUUGUCUCCAAGCACUUCUACAUUGGCAAUGGCAAUGCUAUCCAAGCCAGUGGGAACAUCCCACCCCAUCCUGAAAUCUACCCACUUGUGUUCUGCCACGUGCGCGGUGUGGCUGAAAGGGAUAUUUCCAUGAUUUCUUGGCACAAUGCCUCUGAGAUAACACAAGUGAUUGAGAAAGUGAAGGAGAUCUAUCAGAGGUGGCCAGAUGAGUGGGGCACCCGGGAUCUGAAGAGGAUCUGUGUGGUCUCCCACGGGAUGCAGGUUUCUGCAACAAGACAAGAGCUGAGGAAAAAGCAGCUACAAGAUGUGGUGGUGGAAAACUAUGAAAACUUGCCAGGGCGGGAGUUUCGGGUCAUCAUCAUCAGCACAGUGCACACCAGUGAGAGCCUGCGCAUCUCAGCCUCCCACAACCUCGAGUUCUUCAACGAGGCCAGAGUGCUCAACACCAUCAUGACCCGGGCUCAGUCACUGGUGGUUGCAGUGGGGGAUGCCAUGGCCUUGUGCUCCCAUGGCCAGUGCAGCAAGGUGUGGAAACGUUUCAUCCAGCAGUGCAUCGACAAGGGGAGUGUCUUCCCAGAGAACCUGACGAUGGCCCAGAUCAAACAGGCUGCCUGUGACAAGGAGAGCUGGAGCAGGAGGAGCCCAGAGGCGGAUGAGGAGGACAGUGACACAGAUUCCUUCAGCUCUGAGGGUGAGAGCAUGAAUCCUGACGAUCCCAUCCUCCAGGAGCUCUUAGAUGAGAGCAAGAACAUGAUGGUGACAGUGUCUGAAGAAGGGCUUCUGAAUGUGAGGUCUGAGGCUUCAAACCUGUGCGAGGACAAGCGAGAAUACGUCAGCUUCUCCUCUCAGAUGAUGCAGCAGUAUCUGCAUAUGCACCCCAAAAUGUACAAGAGAUGUGAGCUGAUCAAAGAGGGGUUCGACAGAGCUUCUGCCUUCACCCUCAACGACUCCCCUGCCAUGAACAUUCAGAUCAAAGGCAGAGUUCACUGUGGGACAGCCUUCACUGGGGAUGAGGUGCUGGUAGAAAUCCUGCAGAGCAGCUCAGGUGACAGCGGCAGCCACCGCCCGCAGGGGAAGGUGGUGGGAAUCCUAAAGCGUGCCGAGAGAGAACGGACCUUCAUCUGCAUGAUGGAUGAAUUUGAUCCCAGGGUGAUGACCCCCAUCGAUCCAACUGUCACCAAAAUAUUUGUCCCAGGGCUGAAGGAGAAACCCAAUGUCAUUCCCAUCCGCAGGCUUGUCAAUGGGAAGUAUAGAGUGGUCAGCUGUGAGAAGAUCAGCCAGGAGACAAGGAGGUCCCAACUCUUCUGCGUCCAGGUUAUCUCCUGGCGGGAAGGGUUUUACUACCCUUUGGGGAUAAUAACAGAAAUCAUGCAUGCAGCGUUGACUUUGGAAGAAGGCUUAAAGAUCCUCUCCUUGGAGUAUGGUUUGGAGAAUAAAUACCCAGCUGCUGUCAUCAAGGAGUCAGCCAGAUACACCUCCAGCAGCAAACUAAACUCCACCAAGGAAACUCUGAAGGACUGUCGGAGUUACCUGACCUUCACUGUGGACCCACAAGGUGCCAGGGAUUUGGACGACGCUAUCAGCGUUAGGGAUCUUGGACGUCACUAUGAGAUUGGGAUCCACAUUGCAGAUGUGGCUGGUGUCAUUCCCAAAGGCAGUGCCUUGGACCUGGAAGCAAAGAAGCGAGGUGUCACCUACUAUGCUCCCAAGCAGGAACCUCUGUGCAUGUUCCCACCACGUAUUAGCCAAGACUUCUGCAGCCUCCUGCCACAGAAAGAUCGACGGGUGAUCUCCUUCUUUGUCACGGUAGAAAAGGAGACGGAUCAGAUGUUAAAAGGAAUCUUCACCAUCUCCAUGAUCCGCUCAGACAGGCAGCUGUCCUAUGAAGAGGCAGAGCUGUGCAUUAAGGAACGCUACAGGGGAGCAGCAAGGGCCCUUCGUUUCGAAACCCUGGAGGACUGCAUAGCUGUGGCUUAUCACUUCUCCAGGAUCCAUCGGAAGUUUCGGCUGCAGGAGGACUGUUUCUAUGACCGGCUGGACGAGGAAAGUUCCCCGGGUAACAGGGGGUCCCAUCAGAUGAUAGAGGAGCUAAUGAUCAUGUUCAACAGUUUUGUGGCUGAGUUUCUCACCAACCAGGAGAUGACCAGAAGUGUCACUCCUCUCCGGUGCCAGUGUGAGCCAAGUCUUGCACAGCUGUCACAUAUGAAAAAUAAGUACAGCCACAUUGUUCCUUUGUCCAUCCAUCUCUUGCACCACCUGGGAGAGAUUCCUCCUGGCCAAGAAUCCCCUAAAAAUGUGGAGUUCAGUCUCCUGGCCCCCAUCUGGGAGCACCUGCAGUCAGCUGCUAAAGCCCGUGACUUCCAAAAGAUGCUAGACCUCAUCGUCACGGAUGACAUCCACCCAAAGCUGGCUCCUGUGGCCCUGGAGUUCAGGAGACUUCUCAGCCGCUCCUAUUUCAGUCGCUCCAACUCCACUGUCCAGUCAAAGGCUGGUCAUUACUCCCUGCAUGUUGACUCCUACACCUGGGCUUCCUCUCCCAUCCGCCGAUACGUGGAUGUCGUGGUCCAGAGGCACCUUCAUUCCGUGCUCCGCAAGAAGCCUCUCAUCUAUUCUGCAGACGACAUUGACUUUCUCUGUCAUGACUUCAACAGGAAGAAUUCCCAGGCGAUGAUGUAUGAGAAGAGAGCCCACUGCCUAGAGAUGGCCACCCAGCUAAAAGCCCAAGUCCUGCAGAAGAUUGCCUUCGUGGUGGAUAUCGAAGAGAUGAGCAGGUUUUUUAAAGCCCUGUUUCCCCUGAACAAAGAGAGCCUUCCAGAUCCACAGAUAAUUAGCUACAGGUCCCUUCAACUGAUAGAACAGCCUGUGUUCAUCCAGCAGCGGAACAGCAUCAGGCUGACGUGGAAGAGGAGGAUGUACUCUGUGGAGACGAAGGAGCACAGCCUGCGAGAAGGACCUCUCCGUGACCUCAGUGUCACCCUCUUCCACACCCAGACGUGGCAAGACGUGCUCGCAGCCAUCAGGAACGAGGAGUUUGAGACUGCUGCCUCCCUGCUGCGGCAAAGCAAGGAUCUGUACCAGCGGCACAUGGGCUGGGUGCGGAAGAGCCUGUGCUCACACUACAUGGAGCUGUCCCUGGAGCUGAGUGCCGGCGAUGCACUGAGGUUCCAGCUCACCACCGAUGUCUCCCGGGGCUUCCUGGUGCCCUUUGUGCAGCUGUGGUGUGUGACACCAGGUUUUGAUGUCUGUCUGCAGCACACAGAGAAGCCCAUUGAGUGCUUCUCUGCCUACGCCACGCUGCAGUCCAAGGACAGGUACAAGCACACAACGGAGUACGACAAGGUGUGGAUGCCAAUGAGUGCCAUGGAGUCUGCGUCAUGUGCCGUGGCUGAGAACGACUCGAUUGUCCUUCAUGAUGUUAAAAUAAACUGGGCAAAGCAAAGGACAAGCAAAGGACAGCUGCAGGGGAGCUUCAUGCUGAACAAACAAUGGUUGGAGGACUGCUCCAUCGAAGUGGACUUCAACCACUGUUACCUGUGCAUUCGCUUAGGUGGGCUGAAGCUUGGGAGCCUCCAAAAUGAUGAGGAAUGCCUUAGCCAUGGCCUCCAGAACCUGACUUUGCUUGACAAGGGCAAGUCAGAGAGCAAACUUAUGCUUGAUCCUGAUACCUACACCUGGGUGGCUCACGGGGUCACUGAGGAAUUCAGUGAAGACGAGAAGUCAGACAGGACUAGUCAGAAGACUAUGAACUUUUACAUCCACUAUAUGUCUAUGGAGAACAUCCCUGUGGAGAUCUCACAGGCCUCUGCCAGGUUCACGGUGGAGCUCAUACCAAAGAUGCUGCCAGAUAUACGGAAAGAAACAGCAAUUUGGAAGCUCAAGUAUGCCUCUGACCUUGUUAAAAGCAUCGCCCUUGGCCAUGAACCUCCUCAAAAAGUGACAACAUCCAAAAUCCUGCAGCAAAAAUCCUUUAAUAUCCCUGGCAGCCACAGGAAGCUUAACCAGAGUCAGAAUCAGGCUGUUCUGGAUGCUCUGAGAAAAUCCUUCACGCUCAUCCAAGGCCCACCAGGCACAGGGAAGACUGUUGUUGGAACUCACAUUGUCCACUGGUUCCAUCAGCUGAAUGAGGAGAGUGUUGAAAAGGAGCAAACACCAUCCUUGGAUGAUAAAAAGUCCAAGAGGAGAAAGUGCAUCUUGUACUGUGGCCCAUCCAACAAAUCUGUUGAUGUUGUUGCUGAGAUGCUGCUGAAGACGAAGAACCUGAAACCACUGAGGGUUUAUGGGGAGGCCAUUGAGACGAUGGAAUUCCCAUACCCAGGGAGCAACCGGCACCUCUCCCGUAAAUCCCUGCGGGAUGCAAAGCCUAAGCGUGAGCUCAGCGAAAUAAUCCUGCAUCAUCGCAUCCGGCGAGCGCCCAGCCCUUUCUGGCAGGAGAUCUGUAAGUUUGAUACUCGGAUGAGGAAUAGAGAGGACAUCACAGAAGCAGAAACAAAGGAGUACAAAGAUUGGUUGACCCAGGGUCGUGCGUAUCAGCUGGCACGUCAUGAUGUCAUCCUGUGCACGUGCUCUGCUUCAUCUGCUGGCUGCCUAGAGCAGCUCAAUGUCAAGCAGAUAAUCAUCGAUGAGUGUGCUAUGUCCACAGAGCCUGAGACCCUCAUCCCCCUGGUCAGCCACCGCCGUGCUGAGAAGGUUGUUUUGCUUGGGGAUCACAAACAGCUGCGACCAGUGGUUAACAAUGAUGUCUGCAAGAGUCUUGGCAUGGAGACGUCUCUCUUUGAGCGCUACCGGAAACAGGCAUGGAUGCUGGACACGCAGUACCGCAUGCACAAAGCCAUUUGUGAGUUCCCAUCCCAGGAGUUCUAUGAAGCACGGCUGAAAACGUGUCCCCAGCUCUUUCAGAAACCCAGUGUGCUUCACCACAGGGGUAACAGCUGCUGCCCCAUCAUCUUCGGGCACAUGGAAGGGAAGGAGCAGUCCCUCAUGAUUUCUACUGAGGAAGGAAAUGAGAACUCCAAAGCUAACCCAGAGGAAGCAGCACAGGCGGUGAGGAUAGCCAAGCAGCUGACACUAGAUGGCACCAUCCGGCCGGAGAGCAUCGCCGUCCUGAGCCCCUACAACGCCCAGGUGUCCGAGAUCAGCAAGAGCCUCCUGCGGGAGGGGAUCCGCGGGGUCACUGUCUGCACCAUCAUGAAGAGUCAAGGAAGUGAGUGGAGAUAUGUGAUCCUGUCAACUGUACGCUCCUGCCCCCGCUCUGAGAUCGAUAGGAAGCCCACAAAGAGUUGGCAGAAGAAGUACCUUGGGUUCGUUACCGACCCAAACCAGAUCAAUGUUGGCAUCACACGAGCUCAGGAAGGACUCUGCAUUAUAGGGAACCGAUACCUCCUGGAGUGCAACCCUUUGUGGAGGAGACUGCUCCAGCACUACCGCCAGCGCAACUGCUACGCUGCAGCCCAGGAGAUCCGUGUCAGGAGGACCUCAGCCUUGCUCGGAUGA
This is a messenger RNA of Acanthisitta chloris (rifleman), 7734 nucleotides long. RefSeq names its product helicase with zinc finger 2, transcriptional coactivator (gene HELZ2). NCBI's taxonomy places the organism in Eukaryota, Metazoa, Chordata, Aves, Passeriformes, Acanthisittidae. Gene Ontology annotation, molecular function: RNA nuclease activity; RNA binding; 5'-3' DNA helicase activity. The transcript is spliced from 19 exons. The coding region runs from base 1 to 7734 and encodes 2577 amino acids. The record is from RefSeq and is a predicted model, not a curated record.